AUGCAGAAGCUAAAUCUAGUCAACCUCUCUUGCAAUGACAGUAAAAAUGGCUCGUGUAUGGAAGUGUCGUCAUCAUCAGAAUCCGUGUCAGAGAAAGUGUUCUGGGCGUUGCUGCUUAUACCACUUCCUUUGGUUGCUGUGGUUGGAAACAUCCUGGUUAUCCUUAGUGUUUACAAAGAAAAGUCUCUGCAGACUGUUACGAACUACUUCAUAGUUAGUUUAGCUUGUGCGGACUUGUUAGUUGCAGCAGUUGUGAUGCCUUUUGCAGUUUAUGUUUUGGUUAACGUAGAUUGGGAAUUAAGUGAUACGUUAUGUGACUUUUAUAUUGCUGUGGAUGUUACCUGCAGUUCAGCGUCAAUAUUUAAUCUUGUUGCUAUAAGUGUAGACAGGUAUAUUGCUGUUACCCAGCCAAUUAAGUAUUCCAAGCACAGAAACAAUAAGAGAGUCUUCUUAAGCAUCGCAAUUGUCUGGGUUUUAGCAGCAGCAAUUGGAUCUCCAAUCGUUUUAGGAUUAAAUACUUCUCCAGAAAGAGAUCCUCAGCUUUGUGUUUUCUACAACUCAGAUUUUAUUAUUUUUUCAUCUCUGUUCUCAUUCUAUAUACCAUGCAUUGCUAUGGUAUGUCUUUAUUACAAAAUAUUUAAGGCCAUCCAUGAAAGAGCUAAAAAGAACAAAGAAAGAGCAACUGGCGGAAAUCGUCCUAGUCCAAGUAUUUCAACAAGCAAAAGCAAAUGCACGCAGAAAAAUUCUUCUGCUUCAUCUUCGUCCCAACAAAAAGUUACAACGCGAAGAGAAACCAUAACCACACAAACAAGCAAUAAUUUUCCAGAAGAUGAAAUAGAAGAUGAAGAUGAUGACGAACUAACGAUUGUUGCCGAUGGAGAAGAUCCUUUAGCAACGAAGGGAUCAACACCCGUUGUUGUCAAGUUGACAACACGUUGCAGUAACACAGACUCUGGCUAUGACGGCCCAUCUCAGCAAGAAACGCAAUUUACUAUUAACCCCAAGGCGGAUAUGCCCAACCAUAGAGGUAGCCUAGACGAUUCUCCUAAAAGCAACAAUAUAGAGAUUUCGCCAAAGCCAAGGAAAAAUGGUAUAUUGGUGAAAACAACAUCAAGAGGAAAAGGUGGAAUCGAUAAAAUAGUGGUAGAGAGGAAAAAGAAAUCUAGGUUCAAUUUAGGUAGGAGACAUAAAAGUAGCAGCAAGAAAAGAGAAAAGGCAUCAGUAAAGAGAGAAAGAAAAGCUACGAAAACGCUUGCUAUUGUUUUAGCUAUGUUCCUGAUCUGUUGGGUUCCUUUCUUUACCGCCAACAUUUUAGAUGCCAUUUGUAUUAAACUUGAAUCUCACACGUGGCGUCCUGGCAUGACAGUGUUUCUUCUCACCACCUGGUUAGGCUACAUCAACAGCUGUGUUAAUCCUGUAAUUUAUACGAUUUUCAACUUAGAGUUCAGAAAAGCAUUUAAGAAACUGUUGCAACAUUUCUGUAAUUCUUGCAGUGGCCCAUUAAGGUGA
Messenger RNA from Uloborus diversus, 1509 nucleotides. RefSeq names its product dopamine D2-like receptor. Gene Ontology annotation, biological process: adenylate cyclase-activating adrenergic receptor signaling pathway. Bases 1 to 1509 code for a protein of 502 amino acids. The transcript has 6 exons. NCBI's taxonomy places the organism in Eukaryota, Metazoa, Arthropoda, Arachnida, Araneae, Uloboridae. The record is from RefSeq and is a predicted model, not a curated record. Gene Ontology annotation, cellular component: membrane. Gene Ontology annotation, molecular function: dopamine neurotransmitter receptor activity, coupled via Gi/Go; G protein-coupled receptor activity.